AUGCUCAAGUUUUAUUUUCAGAGUAAUGUCCUGGAGCUGUGGUCAUUGUUUGAUUUCUUAAUGCCUGGUUUUCUCGGAAGUGAAAAGCAGUUUCAGUCUCGGUUUGGUAAACCCAUUCUACAGAGUAGACUAAGUAGUUAACACACAACCUGCGUAGCUUUUGGUCCUUGAUCAAAAACAAGGCAGUCUAAACAGUAAAACGAACGUCAGAGCUCCAAUCCUCUUUCCGUCACUCAAGAGUUCCACAGAGCCGCUAGAUAUACGUGUUAGUCACCUCAGCACCCUGACAUCUGGCUUAGCGUUUGUUGAACAAAAAGGACAAUAGAUGUUGUGCUUCACCAGCCUCUGCAAGACGCUCCCGUUUUUCGGCUAUCAUAGGUUUAAUACUUCGUGUAUUUGACUGAAAUGUUAGAUGGUUUUACCCUGAAUUUCCCGCCGGUCUCACCCUUUUCAUUCCAAAGACCACGCCCUAAAGAAAGUGAGUUGUCCCUCCUCGGCGAUGAUUUUGAUGAAAAGACUGUUUGCCUGUCAGUAAGAUUUCAUGGCGUUGUGGGUCAUAAAUGAGAUGAUACCGUGGUCUGUAUUGACACAUGUGUCCCUUUCUUAGGGCCCUUGGCUAUGGAGGCUCUUCAUCGUCAGGUUUUACCAUUCCUAUUGAGGCGUCUGAAAGAAGAUGUACUGCAAGAUCUUCCACCAAAGAUCAUUCAAGAUUACUACUGUGAACUGAGUCCGCUACAGGUCAGUCUGUUGCUAUGGCCAACAAUCAAAGUGCGCCACUGGGUCGAUGUAUAA
Pocillopora meandrina is the source of this 792-nucleotide messenger RNA. Lineage: Eukaryota; Metazoa; Cnidaria; Anthozoa; Scleractinia; Pocilloporidae. The record is from the annotation of a GenBank genome assembly.